AUGUUGAGAAGGUCAUUUACUAAAUCUACUGCAUUGCGUCGUUUAUUACACUCUCAGGAACUCCCUUAUGAUAGCACUAUAAAGAAUCUAUCAUUACCAAAGGACACUAAAGUGAUAUUCCAGGGAUUCACAGGUAAACAGGCAAGUUUCCAUGCUCAGAUAUCAAUGGAUUAUGGUACGAACGUCGUGGGUGGCACUAAUCCAAAGAAGGCAGGUCAAACUCACAUGGGCAAACCAGUUUUUGGCAGUGUAAAAGAAGCUAUGAAAGAGACGGGUGCUACUGCUUCUGGGAUCUUUGUUCCUCCACCAAUCGCCGCCUCAGCUAUUAAAGAAGCAAUUGAAAGUGAAAUUCCAUUAGCGGUGUGUAUCACAGAAGGUAUACCACAACAUGAUAUGUUGUAUAUCUAUCAAAUGUUGAAAUCACAAACUAAAACUAGAUUAGUGGGGCCCAAUUGUCCCGGUAUUAUUAACCCCGCAACAAAUGUCAGAAUUGGGAUUCAACCUCCAAAGAUUUUCAAGCCAGGUAAGAUUGGUAUUGUUUCUAGAUCAGGCACCUUGACUUACGAGGCAGUUCAACAAACUACCAACACGGAUCUUGGUCAAAGUAUCGUCAUUGGUAUGGGUGGUGACGCCUUCCCCGGGACAGAUUUCAUCGAUUGCUUGAGAUUCUUCUUGAAUAGUGAUAUUUCAAGUGGUACUGAGGGUAUUAUUUUAUUGGGUGAAAUCGGUGGUAAGGGUGAAAUCGAAGCCGCUCAAUUCCUCAAAGAAUAUAACUAUAGUAGAUCAAAACCCUUACCAGUGGCCUCAUUUAUCGCUGGUACUGUGGCAGGACAAAUGAAAGGUGUAAGAAUGGGUCAUUCUGGCGCUAUCGUAGAAGGUUCUGGUACAGAUGCCGAAUCAAAGAAGAAAGCAUUAAGAGACGUGGGUGUCGCUGUCGUUGAGUCCCCUGGUUAUUUGGGUCAAGCUUUACUCGACGAAUUCCAAAAAUUAAAAUAA
Messenger RNA from Kazachstania africana CBS 2517, 996 nucleotides. RefSeq names its product succinate--CoA ligase (GDP-forming) subunit alpha (gene LSC1). Gene Ontology annotation, molecular function: succinate-CoA ligase (GDP-forming) activity; succinate-CoA ligase (ADP-forming) activity. NCBI's taxonomy places the organism in Eukaryota, Fungi, Ascomycota, Saccharomycetes, Saccharomycetales, Saccharomycetaceae. The coding region runs from base 1 to 996 and encodes 331 amino acids. The transcript has a single exon. The record is from RefSeq and is a predicted model, not a curated record. Gene Ontology annotation, biological process: tricarboxylic acid cycle. Gene Ontology annotation, cellular component: succinate-CoA ligase complex (ADP-forming); mitochondrion.